CCCACUUGCUCAAGACGCGUCCAAGAUGGCACCUCGCGUAAUGAUCUGCGGUGAUAUCGUCUGGGCACACGACGAAAUGAGGGAGCUCUUCGAUGGCGUUGCGGAUGUGGUUCGAAUGGACUCAUCCAACCGCGCAGACUUUUUAUCAGGAUUCGGCCUCGGGGGAAAGUACGAAGGCACCGUCGCCGUAUACCGCCACAAUUCAUCUGCAGAGAGGAUCGGUGUCUUCGAUGAACAGAUCGUCGAUGCACUAGCACCGACCGUCAAGUGGAUCGCACACAAUGGCGCUGGAUACGAUCAGAUUGAUGUCGUUGCAUGCAAGGCGCGAGGUAUCAUCGUUUCAAAUACGCCUGGGGCAGUCGACGAUGCAACUGCUACGACCGCCCUGUAUCUGAUGAUUUCCGCGCUUCGCCAGUUCGCGAAGGCCGAACGCAACUUGCGGUCUGAUAACUGGAAAUCUGGGCUCUCAUCUGCUGUCCAGCACGAUCUCACAGGUCGGACACUGGCGGUACUCGGGCUUGGUGGUAUUGGAUUCCGGCUCGCAGAGCUCGCGCGCGCGUUUCCGAUGCGCAUCAUCUACCAUUCACGUUCGCGCGUCGCGGACGCGCCGGAGUGGUGUGAAUACUUUAGCUUGGACAGGCUCAACGAGUUUCUGGGCCUUGCGGAUGUGCUGAGCGUACACGUACCCCUACGAAAGGAGACAGAGGGCCUCGUCGGGGAAGAGAUGAUCAGAAAGCUGAAGAAGGGUUCUAUCAUCGUGAACACCGCACGAGGAAAGGUGAUAGAUGAGGCGGCGAUGAUCAGGGCGCUCGAAGAUGGCCAUCUCGGUGCUGUUGGAUUGGACGUAUUCCCUGACGAGCCCGUCGUAAACCCGCGCCUUCUCGACUUUCCGAAUGCGACGCUGCUCCCUCACAUGGGAACUGAGACGCAAGACUCGCAGCGCAAGAUGGAGGUCCGCGCGCUCACGAACAUCAAAGAUUACUUCUCAAAAGGCAAAGGAUCGGACGUUGUGCCAGAGCUAACAGAGCUGGCAGCGAAGUUAUGAGUAAAACGCAGAAUCGCAAGUCUUAAUGUAGCCAAUAUCAUCUUUUUCCAUGUUC
Molecule: messenger RNA, 1100 nt
Organism: Heterobasidion irregulare TC 32-1
Lineage: Eukaryota; Fungi; Basidiomycota; Agaricomycetes; Russulales; Bondarzewiaceae
Exons: 5
Coding region: 26-1045 (339 amino acids)
Cellular component (GO): cytosol
Molecular function (GO): NAD binding; hydroxypyruvate reductase [NAD(P)H] activity; glyoxylate reductase (NADPH) activity
Source: RefSeq, a predicted model, not a curated record